CCCCCCUCGCGCUGGUGUGUGGAGUCGGAGUCGGCGGCGGGUGGCGGCGCCUGGAACCUGGAGACCGACCCCCCCCCCCACCCCCGGUCCGGAAUGUACUGACUCCCCCUUCUCUGCUCUCCUCCCCUCUCCGCCCCCCUGCAGGAGGGAGGCGCCCCCGAGUCUCCCCUCCCGCGAGAGGGGCCGCGCAGGCCGGGCCGGGCGGAACAGCGGCAGCGGCGGCCGCGGGAGCCGAGCCUGCAACGAGGGACCGGCUGAAGCGCGCGGGAGGGAAGGAGGCGAGGGCUCCGCGGCGCUGGCGCCGCCGCCGCUGCCGCCGCUCGCGGGGCAGAGAUGGCGGCGGAGCGGGGAGCCCGGCGACUCCUCGGCACCUCCUCCUUCUGGCUCUGCUGCCUGCUGCUGCUCGGGCGCCCGGCGCCCGCCGCGGCCGCCAGGAGCGGCUCCCCGCCGCAGUCACCAGGAUCCAGCGUUCGAACAUUCACUCCAUUUUACUUUCUGGUAGAACCAGUGGACACACUCUCAGUUAGAGGCUCUUCUGUUAUAUUGAACUGUUCAGCAUAUUCUGAGCCUUCUCCAAAAAUUGAAUGGAAAAAAGAUGGGACUUUUUUAAACUUAGUAUCUGAUGACCGACGCCAGCUUCUCCCAGAUGGGUCUUUAUUUAUCAGCAAUGUGGUGCAUUCCAAACACAAUAAACCUGAUGAAGGUUAUUAUCAGUGUGUGGCCACUGUUGAGAGCCUUGGAACGAUUGUCAGCAGAACAGCUAAGCUCACAGUAGCAGGUCUUCCAAGAUUUGCUAGCCAACCAGAACCUUCUUCAGUUUAUGCUGGGAACAGUGCAGUUCUGAAUUGCGAAGUCAGUGUGGAUCUGGUCCCAUUUGUGAGGUGGGAACAGAACAGACAGCCUCUUCCUCUGGAUGAUAGAGUCAUCAAACUUCCAAGUGGGACACUGGUUGUGAGCAACGCCACUGAAGGAGACGGAGGGCUCUACCGCUGCACAGUUGAGAGCGGCGGGCCACCGAAGUAUAGCGAUGAAGCGGAGUUAAAAGUUCUUCCAGAUCCUGAGUUCACAUCAAACUUGGUAUUUCUGAAACAACCUUCUUCCUUAGUCAGAGUCCUUGGUCAGAAUGCAGUGUUGCCGUGUGUCGCUUCAGGACUUCCUCCUCCAGCCAUUAGAUGGAUGAAAAAUGAGAAGGCACUUGACCCAGAAAGCUCUGAAAAAUUGGCGUUGCUGGCAGGUGGUAGUCUGGAGAUCAGUGAUGUCACUGAGGAUGAUGCGGGGACUUACUUUUGUAUAGCUGAUAAUGGAAAUGAGACCGUUGAAGCUCAAGCAGAGCUUACAGUACAAGUCCAACCAGAAUUCUUGAAACAGCCGACGAAUAUAUAUGCUCAUGAGUCCAUGGAUAUCGUAUUCGAAUGUGAAGUGACUGGGAAACCGACUCCAACCGUGAAGUGGGUCAAGAAUGGAGAUGUGGUUAUCCCAAGUGAUUACUUUAAGAUUGUAAAGGAACAUAAUCUUCAAGUUUUGGGUCUGGUGAAAUCAGAUGAAGGGUUCUACCAAUGCAUUGCUGAGAAUGAUGUUGGAAAUGUACAAGCUGGAGCCCAACUGAUAAUCCUUGAACAUGAUGUUGCCAUCCCAACAUUACCUCCCACUUCACUGACCAGUGCCACUACUGACCAUCUAGCACCAGCCACAACGGGACCACUGCCUUCAGCUCCUCGGGAUGUCGUGGCCUCGCUGGUCUCUACCCGCUUCAUCAAAUUGACAUGGCGGACACCUGCAUCAGAUCCUCACGGGGACAACCUUACCUAUUCUGUCUUCUACACCAAGGAAGGGAUUGUUAGGGAACGUGUUGAGAAUACCAGUCGCCCGGGAGAAAUGCAGGUGACCAUUCAAAACCUAAUGCCAGCCACUGUGUACAUCUUUAGAGUUAUGGCUCAAAAUAAACAUGGCUCCGGAGAAAGUUCAGCUCCACUCCGAGUAGAAACACAGCCUGAGGUUCAGCUUCCUGGCCCAGCACCUAACAUCCGAGCACAUGCAGCUUCACCUACGUCCAUCACUGUCACCUGGGAAACACCUCUGUCUGGCAAUGGGGAAAUUCAGAAUUACAAAUUGUACUACAUGGAAAAAGGGACUGAUAAAGAACAGGAUGUUGAUGUUUCAAGUCACUCCCAUACUGUUAAUGGGUUGAAAAAAUACACAGAGUAUAGUUUCCGAGUGGUGGCUUACAACAAACAUGGUCCUGGAGUCUCCACACAAGAUGUUGCUGUUCGAACAUUGUCAGAUGUUCCCAGUGCUGCUCCUCAGAAUCUGUCCUUAGAAGUAAGAAAUUCAAAGAGUAUUGUGAUUCACUGGCAGCCACCUCCUCCAGCCACACAGAAUGGUCAGAUUACUGGCUACAAGAUUCGCUACCGAAAGGCCUCCCGAAAGAGUGACGUCACUGAGACCUUGGUACCUGGGACACAGCUCUCUCAGCUGAUUGAAGGUCUUGAUCGGGGAACUGAAUAUAAUUUCAGAGUGGCUGCUCUAACCAUCAAUGGCACAGGCCCGGCUACUGACUGGCUGUCUGCUGAAACUUUUGAAAGUGAUUUAGAUGAAACUCGUGUUCCUGAAGUGCCUAGUUCUCUUCACGUCCGACCACUUGUCACUAGCAUUGUAGUAAGCUGGACUCCUCCAGAGAAUCAGAACAUUGUGGUCAGAGGUUAUGCCAUUGGUUAUGGCAUUGGCAGCCCUCAUGCCCAGACCAUCAAAGUGGACUAUAAACAACGAUAUUACACCAUCGAAAAUCUGGAUCCCAGCUCUCACUACGUGAUAACCCUGAAAGCCUUUAACAACGUGGGUGAAGGCAUCCCCCUGUACGAGAGCGCCGUGACCAGACCUCACACAGUGCCAGAUCCCACUCCCAUGAUGCCACCUGUGGGAGUUCAGGCUUCCAUUCUGAGUCAUGACACCAUAAGGAUCACAUGGGCAGACAACUCACUGCCCAAACACCAGAAGAUUACGGAUUCCCGGUACUACACAGUCCGAUGGAAAACCAACAUCCCAGCAAACACCAAGUACAAGAAUGCAAAUGCAACGACUUUAAGUUAUUUGGUGACUGGUUUAAAAGCAAAUACACUGUAUGAAUUCUCUGUGAUGGUGACCAAAGGUCGAAGAUCAAGCACAUGGAGUAUGACAGCCCAUGGGACCACCUUUGAAUUCGUUCCUACUUCUCCACCCAAGGACGUGACAGUUGUGAGUAAAGAGGGAAAACCUAGGACCAUAAUUGUAAAUUGGCAGCCUCCCUCAGAAGCCAAUGGCAAAAUUACAGGUUACAUCAUAUAUUACAGUACGGAUGUGAACGCAGAGAUACACGACUGGGUUAUUGAGCCUGUUGUGGGAAACAGGCUGACUCACCAGAUACAAGAGUUAACACUUGACACACCAUACUACUUUAAAAUCCAAGCCCGAAACUCAAAGGGCAUGGGACCCAUGUCUGAAGCCGUCCAAUUCAGAACACCUAAAGCGGACUCCUCUGAUAAAAUGCCUAAUGAUCAAGCCUCAGGGUCUGCAGGAAAAGGAAGCCGGCUUCCAGACCUAGGAUCUGACUACAAACCUCCAAUGAGUGGCAGUAACAGCCCACAUGGAAGCCCCACCUCUCCCCUGGACAGUAGCAUGCUGCUGGUCAUCAUUGUUUCUGUUGGCGUUGUCACCAUUGUGGUGGUUGUGGUCAUUGCUGUCUUUUGUACCAGGCGUACCACCUCUCACCAGAAAAAGAAACGAGCUGCUUGCAAAUCAGUGAAUGGUUCCCACAAGUACAAAGGGAACUCCAAAGAUGUCAAACCCCCAGACCUCUGGAUCCAUCAUGAGAGACUGGAGCUGAAACCCAUCGAUAAGUCUCCAGACCCAAAUCCCAUCAUGACUGAUACUCCAAUUCCUCGGAACUCUCAAGAUAUCACACCAGUUGACAAUUCCAUGGACAGCAACAUCCAUCAAAGGCGGAAUUCAUAUAGAGGGCAUGAGUCAGAGGACAGCAUGUCUACACUGGCUGGAAGGCGAGGAAUGAGACCAAAAAUGAUGAUGCCCUUUGACUCCCAGCCACCCCAACCUGUGAUUAGUGCCCAUCCCAUCCAUCCCCUCGAUAACCCUCACCAUCAUUUCCACUCCAGCAGCCUCGCUCCUCCAGCCCGCAGUCAUCUCUACCACCCGGGCAGCCCGUGGCCCGUUGGCACAUCCCUGUCCCUUUCAGACAGGGCCAAUUCCACAGAAUCCGUUCGAAAUACCCCCAGCACUGACACCAUGCCAGCCUCCUCGUCUCAAACAUGCUGUACUGAUCACCAGGAUCCUGAAGGUGCUACCAGUUCCUCUUACUUGGCCAGCUCCCAAGAGGAAGAUUCAGGCCAGAGUCUUCCUACAGCCCACGUUCGCCCUUCCCACCCAUUGAAGAGCUUUGCUGUGCCGGCAAUCCCGCCCCCAGGUCCUCCCACCUAUGAUCCCGCGUUGCCAAGCACACCAUUACUAUCCCAGCAAGCUCUGAACCAUCACAUUCACUCGGUGAAGACAGCCUCCAUUGGGACUUUAGGAAGGAGCCGGCCUCCUAUGCCAGUGGUGGUUCCCAGUGCCCCUGAAGUGCAGGAGACCACGAGGAUGCUGGAAGACUCCGAGAGUAGCUAUGAACCAGAUGAGCUGACCAAAGAGAUGGCCCACCUGGAAGGACUAAUGAAGGACCUAAACGCCAUCACGACAGCAUGACGACCUUCCCCAGGACAUGACUGCAGACCUGGGUCUAGAAGUCUUGGGACGGAGCCUGGAAAGCAAGGAUUGUACAGAGCACGUGAGGACAGCACUUGAGAACACAGAGCGAGCAAGCAGACCGGUCAGCGCCCCUGUGUGGGGCUGGCUCCGGGCAUGGCCACCUGCCUUCUCCUGGUCAGCCUGGAAGAAGCCUGUGUCGAGGCGGCUUCCCUUUGCCUGCCGACACCCUGCAGGACUGGGCACCAUGGGCCAAAAUUUUGUGUCCAGGGAAGAGGCAAGAAGUGCGAUGACCUACAUUUCACUUUGUGGUCAGGCUGUGUCUUCGUGCUGCGACUGCAUCGCCUCUAUGGAGUGUAGACAUUGGCAUUUAUGUACAAUUUUAUUUGUGUCCUAUUUUAUUUUACCUUCAAAAGAAAAACACUAUCAAAAACCAAGGGAGUCCAUGGUGUUCUCCACAAGUGGUUGACGUUUGACUGCUUGUUUGAAUUAUGUAUGGAAAGUCAUUGACAGUGUGGGUUGUUCCAGGGGUUGGCUUGUUUUUUGUUUUUGUUUUUAUUUUUGAAUUCCAAGUCAUUGCAUCCUCUACCAGCUGUUAAUCCAUCACUUUGAGGGGGGAGGAAAUGUUGCAUUGCUGUUUGUAAGCUUUUUUAUUAUUUUUUUAUUAUAAUUAUUAAAGGCCUGACUUUCUCCUCUCAUCACUGUGAGAUUACAGAUCUAUUUGAAUGAAAUGUAACAUUGAAAAGA
Molecule: messenger RNA, 5475 nt
Organism: Panthera uncia (snow leopard)
Lineage: Eukaryota; Metazoa; Chordata; Mammalia; Carnivora; Felidae
Gene: NEO1
Product: neogenin 1
Exons: 29
Coding region: 334-4728 (1464 amino acids)
Biological process (GO): cell-cell adhesion
Cellular component (GO): membrane
Molecular function (GO): protein binding
Source: RefSeq, a predicted model, not a curated record